AUGGCAUUAUCAGACGAAGUAAUUUCACGACGACUUCGAGCAGUUGAUCAAACUUCUGAAUCAAUUCAAACUACUUCAAUGUGGAUAUUACAUCAUCGUGACUCAGCUGUAAAAUUUGUCAACUGUUGGAAUGAAGUAUUCAAAACUGCUAAUGAUGUUUUACAAAUAGCUCUGUUUUACGUGGCAAACGAUGUUUGUCAGAAGGCAAAGAAAAAAAACGGUGCGCAUAUUCUGCUGCAAGCUUUUGCGCCUCAUUGGGUGAACGCAAUCUCUUAUUCCAGAGGUAGUGAAAAUGUGCAGAAAGCUGUUAGUCGAAUACUCGACAUAUUCGAAGAACGACAGAUUUAUUCCAAGUCUCAGUUAGCAGAUAUGCGUGCUGCACAAAAUGACAGCAAUGAGUUGGAAGACAAUUCAUUACUCGACUUUGAUAUUAAUUAUUUGAUUCGUGACGUCGAGGGUUACCAUAAAGGAAACUUAGUUAUGGAACGUGCAAGGGAAUUGCUUUCAAGAAGUGAUUUCAAUUUCAAAGAUAAAAUAAUGAGUCGGAUGAAAGAUCGUCGAGAUGGUAUAAAAUUUAUGGAGGAAAUGGAGCAGUCGCAUACAAAACUGAUGGAUUUUUAUGGUGCAUUAGCAAAGCACCGCAAGCGUGGGCAGCAGAUUCUUGGUGAAAUCGAACGAGCUAAGCGUUGUUUCACUUUACAGCUACGAGAUGUCACUGUUGUAGAAGAUCACUUGUUGUGUUAUAUUCAUGAAUAUUUAUUUUGUAAGGCAUACCAGAAAUUUGGUAGUGGUAUUGAUGAAGUGAGUGCUGAAGUAGAAGAAAUGUUGAAAACAGGUGUAUAUCCAGGUGCUUCUCCACCAAGAGAUGCUCCGUCACCUACUGCAAAUGAUGACCCAUUUAGAGAGGGUGUUGAAACAGCAUUUAAACAAAUGAGAGGACCACAGAAUGCAACUCGGGCGCAGUUGCCAUUGCCAAAAUCGUUGCAAUGUAAAGAAGAAUCAGUCGUCACUGCUGAUUCGCUUCAAACUAAUCAGUCGUUCAAGGGUUCUGUACAUAUGCUAAAAAUUAUGGAAGGAAUUCGAGCUAAUGAAACAUCCAAAACAAUGUCAUCGUCAUCAGUCGUCUCUGAUCCACGUCUCGCAUCUCAUUCAUUUUCUUCAAAUGCCGUUUCUUUGUCUAUUCAACAACCCACAACAACUGUUGGUAAUUCGUCUGUGUCUCUCAAGCAGCAAAUUUCUACAUCUAGCCCGACGGUUUCUGGGAUAAAUCGACUGGAGUUAUCCUCACUACAGUAUGUCAACCCUUCAGCAAUUGCACAAGCAGCCACUUCUCAAAAUAAGCAGACUUCACUGCCUAACGGCAGUCUUUCUCAUUGGAUGCAUAACUCGUCUUUAUCUGAUGUUGCACAUAUAUCUAAGAUGAAUGCUGCAAGUGUUUCGAGGACUAUUAGUCCCUCACAAGCAACAGUUAUUUCUAGUCAACACCUUGAUAUCCAGACGAAGAACACAGCUUCAAGAGCUGCUGUUUUCGAAAGACAGUCCUCGUCACUUUCUCAGAUUGAGGCAUCAUCACGAUCGGACGUUGUACCCAUAACGAUGCCACCACCUCCACCACCAAAUGCAUCUUCAUCACAAGCGAUGUCUCUAAUAAGCAGUUUUGCUUCUUCUGGUACACAACCUCACGCUCUAAUACUCGGAAGCUCCACUCCACCACCGUCGGUGAUUCCUUUGUCCUCAAAUUCGUUCAAUAUUCCACCUCCAGUGGCCUUGCCACGUGCAAAUUUAAUUAUACCUCCACCUGGAGUUGUUGAGUGCCCUCUGCCACUUGGAAAUUUUACUCUUGCCUCUAACGUUUCUUCGCCAGCUGGCUCUCAAAUUUCACGAUCACUUCCUUCAUCUUCGCCAUCAAGUUCAAGUACCACUGCGAUGCUCCAAACUAAUGAAAUGGAUUCGGGGAAGAUGCGUACGAAUGGAGGCAACAGUAAUGUUGAUUCAAUGAAACAAGAUAACGGCGACGUUCGGAAUGAAUCGAAAAAAAGUUUCGAUAAUUAUAAUUCUGCAUCAGAAAAACAUGGAGACCAUCGAUUAUAUAGUGGAUUGCGUUGUGAAAUUGGCGGCUACAUAAAUCGAGAAAAUCUGCGGGGACGAGAUCGUGAUCGUGAUCGUGAACGUAAUGAUAAUAGGGGAUUGUUGCAAUCAUAUGAUGAUGCUGGUAGGCGUUAUUCUACUGAUAAUCGUAGUCGUAUGUUUCGUUACAGAGAUUAUGAGAAUGAUCGUCGCAGUCGACGGUACGAAACGCUACACAGUGAUUUGAGUCGCAAUCGUCGAUAA
Molecule: messenger RNA, 2331 nt
Organism: Thelazia callipaeda (thelaziosis nematode)
Lineage: Eukaryota; Metazoa; Nematoda; Chromadorea; Rhabditida; Thelaziidae
Source: the annotation of a GenBank genome assembly